Molecule: messenger RNA, 1337 nt
Organism: Lottia gigantea (owl limpet)
Lineage: Eukaryota; Metazoa; Mollusca; Gastropoda; Lottiidae
Exons: 1
Coding region: 13-1257 (414 amino acids)
Biological process (GO): monoatomic cation transport
Cellular component (GO): plasma membrane
Molecular function (GO): monoatomic cation transmembrane transporter activity
Source: RefSeq, a predicted model, not a curated record
GAAGGGACAUUGAUGAUUGCCCUUCAGGUAUUUAUUCCUUAUAUAAUAGCUGGGUUUGGUACAGUUGGUGCUGGCAUGGUAUUAGAUGUGGUCCAACACUGGCCAGUGUUUACUGAGAUCUCAGAAGUUUUUAUACUUGUGCCAUCACUACUUGGUUUAAAGGGAAAUUUAGAAAUGACAUUGGCAUCAAGACUUUCUACUCAGGCCAACUUAGGAAAGAUCAAUUGUAAGAAAGAACUUUGGAAGAUGAUUUUUGGAAAUAUGGCUUUAGUUCAAGCACAAGCAAUUGUUGUUGGCUUUAUGGCAUCUGUUGCUGCUAUGGUAUUCGGUUGGAUCCCUGAAGGAAAAUUUGACCUACACCAUGGAUUGUUGUUGUGUGCUAGCAGUAUAUUUACUGCAUCAAUAGCCAGUUUGAUUUUGGGAGCAAUAAUGGUAGCAGUUGUUAUUUCAUCAAAAAAAUGUAAUAUUAAUCCAGAUAAUGUUGCUACACCUAUUGCAGCAAGUUUAGGAGAUUUGAUUACAUUGUCUCUUUUAGCCUUUGUCAGUCGUUUGUUAUAUGAGGCUUUAGGGAAGGAUGUUUGGCUUGCACCUCUAAUUAUAACAACAUUUGUACUUUUAAUCCCAUUGUGGAUAUAUAUUUCUGUGAAAAAUAAAUAUGUUAAUGAUGUUAUAUACUCAGGGUGGGUGCCUAUUUUAUCUGCAAUGCUAAUCAGCAGUGCUGGAGGCCUUAUAUUAGAUUUCACAGUCAAGACAUUUGAUGGUAUUGCAGUAUUUCAACCCGUCAUAAAUGGAGUAGGGGGUAAUUUAGUUGCUGUUCAAGCUAGCAGAAUUUCUACUUAUUUACAUCGUAAUAGUGUUCCUGGGGUUCUACCGGACAGUGAAAAAACUUGUGCCAAUCCUUUUAAAGUGUUCUGUGGGAAAAAUUCUAACGCUCGAGCUGCUAGAGCUCUUUUAUCUCUUGUUAUACCUGGACAAAUUUUAUUUAUUUAUGUGAUAUCAUACAUGAAAGCGGGCCAUACAUCUAUAACAUUAGUGUUUAAUGUGACUUACCUUACUGCUGCCUUUUUACAAGUUCUUCUUUUACUGUUUAUAGCUGAUUGGAUGGUUCAUCUUAUUUGGGUGAAGGGAGAAGAUCCAGACAAUGUUGCAAUACCAUACCUAACUGCUAUUGGAGAUUUGUUAGGAACUGCUUUCCUUGCACUAGCUUUUGCAUUUCUUUAUGCUAUUGGUGAUCGUGAUUCUGAUGUUGGUGAAUAAAUUGUAGUGAUUAUUUAAGUCAAGUUAAGGAGAAUUAAAUUUCAAGACUGGGUAUGUUCUUGUCUAACUAUUUAAUCUAU